This is a messenger RNA of Phragmites australis (common reed), 1686 nucleotides long. Its product is annotated as ADP,ATP carrier protein 1, mitochondrial-like. The transcript is spliced from 4 exons. Bases 200 to 1342 code for a protein of 380 amino acids. Gene Ontology annotation, cellular component: mitochondrial inner membrane. Gene Ontology annotation, molecular function: ATP:ADP antiporter activity. Gene Ontology annotation, biological process: mitochondrial ADP transmembrane transport; mitochondrial ATP transmembrane transport. NCBI's taxonomy places the organism in Eukaryota, Viridiplantae, Streptophyta, Magnoliopsida, Poales, Poaceae. The record is from RefSeq and is a predicted model, not a curated record.
AAGGGUGUUUCGGACCUUUCGCCCUUCCAACAGAACAUCCCACUCCCAAACCCCCGGCUUGAUACCGUACCUCAUCUCACAGGCCGGAGUCCAGAGCCCAUCCCAACGCCACCUCUGCUCCGUGCGACGGUGGCGUCGGCGGGAACCCGGCUUCCACUCCCUCCUCUCACCCCCCUCCGGUUGCUUCUGGCUUGUGAAAAUGGCGGAUGAACUACGUUCUCCAUCUGUGAUCCAGAGGGUCCAUGGGCAGUCCGUGUUGUUGAGCAGAAUCUCUUCUUAUUCUGCAAUGAAUAACCCUGUAUUCAACAACGCACAUUCUGCUUACAAUGUGCCCCUGAGGUCGUACCAUGGAAUGAACACAACUGUUGGGCUCUCAUCUUUCAUCACACCAUCCCCUGUCUUCGCUUCUGCCCCGAAAGAGAAAGGUUUUUCUGGAUUUAUGAUUGACUUUCUGAUGGGUGGAGUUUCUGCUGCUGUCUCCAAGACAGCUGCUGCUCCAAUUGAGCGUGUCAAGCUUUUGAUUCAGAACCAGGAUGAAAUGAUCAAGAGUGGCAGGCUUUCUGAACCGUACAAGGGUAUUGGUGACUGCUUUCGCCGGACGAUGAAAGAUGAGGGUGUCGUUGCACUGUGGAGAGGAAACACAGCUAAUGUCAUUCGUUACUUCCCAACACAGGCAUUGAACUUUGCCUUCAAGGACCACUUCAAGCGCAUGUUCAACUUUAAGAAGGACAAGGAUGGGUACUGGAAGUGGUUUGCUGGCAACCUGGCUUCUGGAGGAGCUGCUGGUGCUUGCUCUCUGUUCUUUGUUUAUUCUCUGGACUACGCCCGUACGCGUUUGGCUAAUGAUGCCAAAGCUGCGAAGAAGGGUGGUGGGAGGCAGUUCAAUGGACUUGUUGAUGUUUACCGCAAGACCCUCGCCAGUGAUGGUAUCCGCGGCCUCUACCGUGGAUUCAAUAUCUCUUGUGUGGGAAUCAUUGUAUACCGAGGUCUUUACUUUGGAAUGUACGAUUCCCUCAAGCCAGUGCUUCUUGUUGGUUCCCUGCAGGAUAACUUCUUUGCCAGCUUCUUACUCGGCUGGGGUAUAACAAUUGGUGCUGGUCUUGCCUCGUACCCUAUUGAUACUGUUCGCCGUCGCAUGAUGAUGACAUCUGGCGAAGCUGUCAAGUACAACAGCUCCUUGGAUGCUUUCAAGCAGAUUGUCGCAAAGGAGGGUACUAAGUCCCUCUUUAAGGGUGCUGGCGCGAACAUCCUCCGUGCUGUUGCUGGUGCUGGUGUCCUUGCUGGGUACGACAAGCUCCAGGUGAUUGUCUUCGGCAAGAAGUACGGGUCUGGCGGCGGCUAAAGAGUAGAUGAUGAUGAACAAAAGACAUGAUAUUUUAGUUGGUGCCUUUGAAUAGCUUAUAUGGACCAUGGACACCAUUUCAAAAUUUAGCCCUCGCAGAGGUUUGUGACUGGUUUCUUAUGUGAUUUUGAUACCGUGGCGUGUCUCGUUGUUGGAGAUACGAAAUAAGCGACCGAGUUAGAAAUUGCAGCCCUUCAGACUUUAAGCGUUGGAGACAUUUUGUCAAUUGCAAGCUUCUGCCAUGCUAUAUCUUUGGGCUGCAUGUUUGCUUGUAUCAGUUUUAUUCGGUUUUGCACGGGAAAUGGAUGCUUGAAUGGGAGAUAUUUAUUUACCAGUAUCGAUUA